Molecule: messenger RNA, 1024 nt
Organism: Daktulosphaira vitifoliae (grape phylloxera)
Lineage: Eukaryota; Metazoa; Arthropoda; Insecta; Hemiptera; Phylloxeridae
Exons: 1
Coding region: 73-978 (301 amino acids)
Source: RefSeq, a predicted model, not a curated record
UCGCAUUUUUUUUUUUUCUGUUCGCGUUGUGUUUUUGUUGUUAUUUUAAACUCUCACAAACAAUACUUUAUUAUGCCUUUAUGCAACUCAUGCUCCGUUAAUAUUGUGUCGGCCCUGUCUAUAACGUGUACUGACUGUAAUUUGACCUGGCACGCCAAAUGUCAAAAACUCUCUAAGGAAGAUGUAGACUAUUUAAAAGAGUCGGACAAUAUCUGGAGAUGUAGCAGUUGCUCUAAAGCCAAAAGAGUCUCGAUCCGACUUGACUCCUCAGUCAACUCGAGUAACACUGAUUUAAUUGAAAUAAAAGAAAUUAUACUUCAACUUAAAGACACUUUUCAAAAAUUUAAGGAAGAUACCUAUAUUAAUUUCAACAACUUAAACGCCAAAUUUAAUGCAAUCGAUAAGAUUAUCACAGAAAACAAUAUUUUGAAAACACACGUAAUCCAACUAGAAAACAAAAUUGAAUCCAUGGAACGCCGCCAAAUAUCAAAUGAUAUUAUCAUUGAUGGAAUACCUGAAAAUAAAACAGAAGAUUGCACUCAAUUAGUCCACCAAAUAUGUAAAGAAUUAAAUUCAAAUAUAAACGUGUCAAUGAUAAAUGAUUGUCACAGAAUCGGUUUUAACCGUAACAACGCACGUCCCAGAAGAAUUAUAGUUAAAUUCAUAAAUCACCAAGAUAAAAUAAAUACACUUAAAGCUCGCCAAAUAAAAAGAAACUUUUCUACUAAGGACAUUAACUUACAGCCUGAUAUGCCUAUCUACAUAAGAGAAAAUUUAACUACAAAAGGUAGCAAGCUAUUCAAAGAAGCAAGAGACAUCAAAAAAUCACUCAACUUUCAAUUCGUCUGGACGAAAAAUGGUCUUGUUUUCCUACGAAAAAACGAAACGGAUAAAAUCAUACGUGUUGACAAUGAGGAAGUAAUUUUGAAAUUAAAAUCACAGUAUGAUCAUUUAAACUCAACAAACCUAAAUUCGUAAAUAUAAAAUUUAUAUACUCAUUACUUUUAUACCUAUAUUUAGUUUA